This is a messenger RNA of Anopheles coluzzii, 2003 nucleotides long. Its product is annotated as odorant receptor Or2-like. The record is from RefSeq and is a predicted model, not a curated record. The coding region runs from base 1 to 1326 and encodes 441 amino acids. Gene Ontology annotation, cellular component: plasma membrane. The transcript is spliced from 5 exons. Gene Ontology annotation, molecular function: odorant binding; olfactory receptor activity. Gene Ontology annotation, biological process: sensory perception of smell; detection of chemical stimulus involved in sensory perception of smell. Lineage: Eukaryota; Metazoa; Arthropoda; Insecta; Diptera; Culicidae.
AUGAGACAAGCAUACGGAGCGGUGUGGGAGGGAGGUGUUAUAAUCGGUUCUACUAAUCUCCCACCCACUGGAAUCAGAACGCUCGGCAUUUACAAGGACGCAUCGAGGACGCGGCUAGCCCGCCGGGCCGGAUUCUACGCGCUCGAGCUCUUCUUUUUGCUGCAGCUCGGCACCAUCGUGUGGGAUUUGGCCACCGUGCUGGGCGACAUCGGGCUGUUCGGGGACGACAUGUGCAUCCUGGCGGGGUUGCUGCUAACGCUGGCGAAAAAGUGGCACAGCGUGCUGUACAUUGACGAGCUGAGCGAGUGCAUCGAGCAGAUGCAGACGUACCACGAGCACUACUUGCUGCAGGGCGAAUGGUUUGUGCGGCGCAUGAGACACCAGAACUUGCAAGAGCGGAUGUUGCAGGAUGCAUCCAAGUUGCUCGCCACGUUGCUCGCCAGCUGUCUGAUGGUGAACGCACUCUUUUCCAACGGCGAAACGCUUAUCCUGCGCGCCAUCUAUCCCUUCAGCACGGCCACCACGCUUGGCUACGGGUGUGUGUUCGUCUGUCAGGCCUUUCUGAUCGUCUACGUACUGUACAGCAUGGUGCUGAUCGAUUGUAUCGGCGCGCAAGCGCUCAGCCAGAUGGCGCUACUGUUCUGCAUGCAGCGCAAACAGUUCGAGCUGAUCGGGGCCGAUCUUCAGCUGCCCCCCGACGGCCCCCUCCACGGAGACCGGUCGAUACGGGACCAGCUGUACAGUGCGAUAGCUUCACACCAGCAGUUGCUGUCCCCGGAGCGCCCUCUACUCUUCACUGGCAGCUUUUGCAAUCGCUUAAAACGCCUGUACGAACCAAACAUUAUGGCCCAGUUUGUGUGCAGCAUGCUCAUCAUCUGUCUGACUGCGUUCGAGCUGAUGUUUGCCAAGGGCGACCCGAUGCAGAUGGUGCGCUUCGGUGCGUACAUGCUGGCCGGCUUCUAUCAGGUCUUUGUGUGGAGCUUCUUCGGCAACCGUGUCACCAAUAUGUCAACAGGCAUCAGCGAUGCAACGAUCAGCUGCAACUGGAUCGUGCUGGCGGACGGGCUGAAGAAGGACCUUCGCUUCACGACCAUGCGCUCCCAGAAGCCGUUCGUCAUCGACGUGUACUGGCUGUUUCCGCUGACGUAUGAAACGUUCAUCGCGGUUCGUGUUUCCCGAGGGCUUACGCGAAAGCAAAAUAGUUUUUGUGAAGUUUUUCUUUUUUGUUCGUUUCUUUCUCCAAUUCUCCUACAUACUAUUUCACACUUGCAGAUACUUAGCCGGUCCUAUUCGAUAUUUACGCUGCUUCGUACGAUGAUUGAGUGAACCGGCACGGACGGCAAAGGCAGCAAAGCUGUGUGGGGAGCAAAGAUUGUUAUUUUUGCCCCCGGGGUCGUGUUUGUUUGUGGAACGACAACAAUAACAACCGACAAGGAGAAAUUUAAACCACAUCGGCGCGUGUAUUGCGUGCUAUUGUAGUAUGCCUUUGCUAUGCUUCAUGCCCGCACGUUGAAACCGAUCAUCGAGUAUGAGUUGCGUUGAAAAGUAAUGGAACGGAGCAGAAUCCUUAGUUAUUAUUUCUUGCGAAAAAUGUGUUGAUGCUGUUUUGCUGGAGAGAAAUACGAAUAGCGUACUUGUGUAGGUUUAGAAAUAGAGGGGUUUUCCCCAAGAACACACAAAUAUUGAACAGUAAACGGUUCAGUUUUUCGUCUUUGUUAGAUAUCAGUUUUGUUUCAGUUUGAUAUGUAUUCCAUUCAUUUGAUUAUUCGUCUCCCGUUUCAAAUAAAGACUACCGAAUGGGAAUUAGAUUUAAAUUGAAUUUAAAACUCAACCCACGAAGCUCUAAACGUCGACAAAGUGUCAAACAAAAACCGACCAUAAAUACACCUUCGCGAUAGCUUCAAUCACCAUACCUCCUUGUGUGACUCGUGUGCAUAUACACCCAGCUAGGAACACACUGCACACUGCCACUCCUGUUGUUGCUGCUACCUGAGCGUUGUGCA